AUGUGAGCCAACAGUCGUCUAUCCUAGCACCAUAUCGCAAUGCAUCCACGGUGGCCCAACAUCGAGUCAGUAUUGAAAUACCUGAAAACCACUUUCAGUGAUCUAUUUGAAAAGCUCAAAAAACAGUUUCCGCCACCUCAUGAAGCUCCCGGUCAUGAGAAGCGCAUGGCCACGAUGGACACAAUUCUUGAUUGUGUUGAGGAGUAUCUUCUGCAAAUUGUCGGCAAGCUUGGAGUGAGCAGCAAAGAACUCCAAGGUCUCACAGGUCCUUUCAAGUCGGGGGUUAAGCAUGUUGUUGUGACCAUCGGAGACCUUAUCGAGCAGCAUCCAUACCUCGCGUGUGCCCUCUUCACCAUUGUGAUCGGCAUGCUAUUCGGAAAAGAGAUUCUCUGCAUAUUCGGCUUCGGAUCUUUGGGACCAGUGAAAGGUGGAAUUGCUGCGUGGUUGCAAGGGUGCUUAUUUGGCCCUGCUGUGCCAGCGGGCAGCUGGUUCGCGAUCCUUCAGCACUUCGCCAUGAUAUGACUGUAGAGCUUUUGAGAGGUUCCGUGGAUGUUUGGUCGUCCGUGAUUUGUGAUCAAUAUGUGCUUUAUGCUCCUGUAUAUGCUUGCGAACAGCCUGUCUAUGCACUCAAUUCUUAUUUUAUUCUCCAAUUUGGUCAUCAUCGCGACCAACGUCAUCGACUUCGUCGUACGGGCAAACGGAGUCAUUAUGGAUGCAUCUGGGAUGUGCUGUGCGCGGCCAGAUUUUCGAACUGCAGCUGCAGCACACCAUGCCAAAGUGACAGCGAUGGCACGCCGGGCUGCAUGGUAUCAUUCGUGCGGGCGAGAUUUUUGAGGAGGCUUGCCAUUACCAUUAAGGGUGAUACAGUGACCAUAGAGAGACGUCGUGUUCGGGAAAGAUCC
Messenger RNA from Suillus bovinus, 902 nucleotides. RefSeq lists its product as uncharacterized. The transcript is spliced from 4 exons. Lineage: Eukaryota; Fungi; Basidiomycota; Agaricomycetes; Boletales; Suillaceae. The coding region runs from base 40 to 522 and encodes 160 amino acids. The record is from RefSeq and is a predicted model, not a curated record.